Cygnus olor (mute swan) is the source of this 4570-nucleotide messenger RNA. It is a transcript of the gene HTR4, whose product is annotated as 5-hydroxytryptamine receptor 4. Gene Ontology annotation, cellular component: plasma membrane. The record is from RefSeq and is a predicted model, not a curated record. Gene Ontology annotation, biological process: chemical synaptic transmission; adenylate cyclase-activating adrenergic receptor signaling pathway; regulation of appetite. The transcript has 7 exons. Lineage: Eukaryota; Metazoa; Chordata; Aves; Anseriformes; Anatidae. Bases 129 to 1292 code for a protein of 387 amino acids. Gene Ontology annotation, molecular function: G protein-coupled serotonin receptor activity.
GCCCCGCCGCCGCGAUGAGGAGGCGCACCGCCCGGGGAGCCGCGCCGUGCGCCCGGCUCCGGCUCGGCGCUGGACGAGGUCUCUUCCAUGGACAUUGAACGCCCAGCUACCUGUGUCUAUUGCCUGUGAUGGAAGAACUUGAUGUUAAUGUGAGUUCGAGUGAGGGCUUCGGCGUAGCAGAGAAGAUCGUGCUGCUCACCUUCAUCUCGGCGGUUAUUCUGAUGGCGAUCCUGGGGAACCUGCUGGUGAUGGUGGCGGUGUGCCGGGACAGGCAGCUCAGGAAAAUCAAGACCAAUUAUUUCAUUGUUUCCCUUGCCUUUGCGGACCUGCUGGUGUCAGUGCUGGUGAUGCCGUUUGGAGCCAUUGAGUUGGUUCAGGACAACUGGAUCUAUGGAGAGAUGUUCUGCCUUGUUCGGACAUCUCUCGACGUCCUGCUCACCACAGCAUCAAUCCUGCACCUGUGUUGUAUCUCACUGGACAGGUACUAUGCUAUUUGCUGCCAGCCACUGGUUUACAGGAACAAGAUGACUCCAUUGCGCAUCGCUGUAAUGCUUGGAGGCUGCUGGGUAAUCCCAACAUUUAUUUCUUUCCUCCCAAUCAUGCAAGGCUGGAAUAGCAUUGGCAUCAUUGAUCUGAUCCAGCAAAGGCAGUUCAACAAGGCUUCCAACUCCACCUACUGCAUAUUCAUGGUCAACAAGCCAUACGCCAUUACCUGCUCCGUGGUGGCCUUCUACAUUCCCUUCCUCCUGAUGGUGCUGGCCUACUACCGCAUCUACGUCACCGCCAGGGAGCACGCCCGCCAGAUCCGGGUGCUGCAGCGCGCAGGGACCCCCGCCGAUGGCCGGCAGCACCCCCCGGACCAGCACAGCACACACCGCAUGAAGACUGAGACCAAAGCUGCCAAGACCCUGUGCAUCAUCAUGGGGUGCUUCUGCCUGUGCUGGGCCCCCUUCUUUGUCACAAACAUAGUGGACCCUUUCAUAAACUACACGGUGCCGGGGAAGCUGUGGACAGCUUUUCUGUGGCUGGGCUACAUCAAUUCAGGGUUGAACCCCUUCCUCUACGCCUUCCUGAACAAGUCUUUCAGACGUGCCUUCCUCAUCAUCCUGUGCUGUGGUGAUGAGCGAUACCGAAGGCCUUCUAUCUUGGGGCAGACAGUCCCCUGUUCCACCACCACAAUAAAUGGAUCGACUCACGUGCUAAGGUACACUGUUUUACAUAAUGGACAUCAUCAGGAGCAGGAGAAGCUUCCCAUCCACAAUGACCCAGAAUCCCAAGAGUCCUGUUUCUAGUCACAAACCUAGAAGAGGAAUGGCCCAGCUGGAGGAACAGAUUCCUUUUAGGGUACCCAAAGGAUUCCCUGACAGCAGGACUUUAUGAAACUCUAUUCAUCUGCAUUGUCACCGUGCCUCCUGCACUGCCUUUGUAUGAACGCCCAGCCACAAGCGCAUAGAUCCAUGGGGACAAGGGAAGGCACCUGAGCAGAAGGGAUCUCUGCAUCCACAAGGCUGGUGGGACUACGUGACUGCAGCAGGGCCUUACUCCAGGUGGGAGCACAUUUCUGUCAGUGUGAAGAAACACCACUGAUACCAACCACCCAGUACAGGGACUCCUGGUACUCCUUUCCAGCUGCAGUCUCUGUGAGCCACCUCUCUGUCCUGCGACAGCAAGAUCUGAAAGAGCUCUGGUCUGAAGCCCCAACGUUAUGUGAGACAACGCUUGCUUUAUCUGCCUGCCUGCGAACGGAUGCUGUCUGGAUAGAAAACAGUGCUGCAUUUUCUUCACCCAAACAGGAGGAAGUAUUUGCCUUUCGAUUAUCAUUACUGGUGAAAGGUCAGCGGGAGCUGCUGAUUCACCCUGCCCUGCAGAGCUUUCUUUGUAAAUGCUUUUACUGUGUUUCCUGGUCAAGUUCCCUAGUGGGAGAUUCACAGAGUGUACAUAGUGCCUGACAAGCUGCAGUGGGACCUGCAGAGACAUUUCACACCUAACAGCAGGCCCCAUUUGCUGGAAGGCAGAGGCCACCCUCUGCUAUUCAGAGGCCCACGGUUUGGAUGCGACCCCCCAGCCCCAGCAAGCUGCCAGCGCUGCCCUCACCUGAGCAAACUUUGGGCAUUCUUACCAAGAAGAAAGGUUGGUCAAGAGACAGAGUCAGUCUGUGAUAGAUCACUAAGUGCCAUCCUGAAAAAUACACCAUCCAAGAAACUUUUCUAGUUAUGUUAGGAAGACAGACUCCUACUCAUGUUUUCCAUCUUUAUUUUUCUGUUUGUUUCUGUUCUCUUCCAGCUGAGGCAAGAAGUUUCAAAACUUUAAAAUAUCACCAUAUGCACAUCUGUUUGCAAAAAAAUCUCAGUCCCAAAGCUGCUUACUGCAUGAAGAUGUUGCUAUGUUCCUUGUGAGCUGCUUCCACUUUUGCAUAUAAAUAGUAGGCAAGGCUGUAGACUUCACAACUUUGGAAAAAUGAAUUUUAUGCAGUGGGAAAUACACAGGAUCAAGACUACAUGCCUCUAUCUUAUUUAGCUGAAGAUCUAACCCAGAGAUGCCACCCUGAGCCUAGAAGAUAAUAUUGUACUUUGUUAUAUUGUGCAGUCAUGUACAGACAUUUUUAAUGUAAAAAGAAAAGGUGACAUUAUUUAUUAUUAUUUUUUAUCAGGAAUGUGUGGGUUUUGUUCAUUAAAAGCUUCUAGACCUGGGAGCUUAACAUUAUAUAUAUUAUUUAGUAAUGUUUCUGUUGCUAUGUGACAGGUAUUUACUGUAAACAAAGAAACAAAUCCUGCCUUGAACAUAAAUGUUGCUCAGUAGGAAAAAAAAUUGUGCAUGAUGAGAACUGGCUGCUCUGCCGUGGUGUCAGACUUCUUCGAAAUACUUCUUCCACACUAAACCAUCACUGAUAAUUUCGCAUCAUUUUCCUUUGGGAUUCAGAAGAACAGUGGGCAGAAAAGCCCUGGCUAGAGGAAGCCAGACACUUACUAGCGUAGAAAAUCCCAGGCACUUAGAAAAAGACUAUGGAUGUUUGUGGCCAUGCUGAUGGGGAGACGAGAAGUUAUUAGAAAAGAAAUGGUGAGAGCCAGUAGGUGCCACUUCCAUGGUCAUCGUUAGGAACAGUUCUGCUGUGACCCGUUUUCACAGGGCUGUGUUUCCAAAAGAACUGUGUCAGUUCAACCCUAUUGUUAACACCAAAACACCGGUGGGUGAAUAAGUAGGGCAAUGUUGAAAGUUUUGGAAAAAAUGUGUCCAAGGCAGCUUCAGCACUAUGGUCUGCACCUUGGUGGAACUGUUCACACAAGCUCUGUCUGGAUUUGGGUGUGCAGCACUGCAGAACAGGUUGUCUUGGCUUCACCCCAAAUGCCAAAUUUCUUAAAGAAAUCCUAGAGCAGCUUUUCUCUGUCCCCAUUAAAAGGCAUCAAAUUAUUGGUGGGAGGUUUCUCUGAGCUAUAUCGAAUCAGCUGCAUGGGGAUGCAAUAGCAACGGCGGUCUUUGUUUCUGUUGUUGUCCCUGAAGUGUUGUUCUCUCCUAUAUUUUAGUGUGCUUUAGUAAUAUAUUCUCCUUAAUUUAAAAUUAACUUCUCAACACUAAGUUUUAUUCAUGGGCAAUGUUUAGAAGGCUCUGUCAAUGGGAGCAGUAGCUCACUAGCCAAAAUGGUCAACAGCUCUAACUUAAAAUAAAUAAAUAAAAAAUCAAUUCUUAACACCAUAUUUGAAUAAAGUACCAAACACCACUGUCCAUGUUCUGUCAUACCUCUGGCUAAUGGCUGGUUGGACUCAGUAAACCCUUCACGAGCCACACAGCAGCUCCUGCUUAAUAAGUCAAUGAUCUCAGCAAUGUUCCUGUGAGCCCAGAAAUGACAUUGUCCAUCAUCAAUAACACCAGUAUUUCUACAGAAAAGAGGCUGUCUCAUGGAAAGAACCAGUACUUGAUGUCCUUCCUCUGCUAGCGGUACCUGCUCCUGUAGCCUCCAAGUUCAUUUUCCCAUUGGCCAUUCUGGUUAGUGGUUUCAGAGCCUCUGCCUGUGCUGAAUGAUGUGUAAUGCAUCGGCUGGUUCUAAAAAUAAAAAUUCUUCUCUAUAGAUUGCAGUGAACUCUAGCUCAUGCUCAUUUCUUGUAUUUUUUUUCCCACUCAAAACAUAAGAUGUUACCAGGUAAUACUUUACACUCACCUUGCGAUACACUCAAACUACUAAAACAGCAAGGGAGAACCUGGCCACAUUCCUUUGAAAACACUGACGAGCCCUUGGGUUAUAAUACCAGUUCCUGAUGUUCAUCUGCCAGAACAAUGCACCUGUCCUCCUUCUCUUCACACUCUUGCUUAGACUGCUCCUGAGCCAUUUCUCCUUGGCCUGGGCUGUGCCCACCUCACCUCUCACUCUUACACCGUGAGAUUUCACAGCUGUGGGUAAGACUCUCAAGACAGGCAUUUGCAAAUGGAAAUUUUGAUAUUAUUUUGUGUGGCUCUGUUUCUCUGAGUCUUCCAGUGAAUUUGACUGAACAGGGAUCUUCCUUUCUUCACUCAUCUUUUCCUUCUCUCUCCCACCAUCUCUCACAGAUUCAUUCUGCUAACUACGUAUUUUAUUUCC